Molecule: messenger RNA, 2403 nt
Organism: Eimeria maxima
Lineage: Eukaryota; Apicomplexa; Conoidasida; Eucoccidiorida; Eimeriidae
Product: heat shock protein 90, putative
Exons: 13
Coding region: 1-2403 (800 amino acids)
Biological process (GO): protein folding
Cellular component (GO): mitochondrial inner membrane
Molecular function (GO): ATP-dependent protein folding chaperone; protein kinase binding; ATP binding
Source: RefSeq, a predicted model, not a curated record
AUGAGACGUGUUUGCCCAUCUAUUCUACAGAGGCAGCUUCUGCCUUCCAACCUUUCCGUUAGGGGCAACCGUGACUCCUGCAUAUCACUAGCAACCAUUGGGGCCCAUCGGGGGUCACACGGACUCGCUAGAGUACCUGUUACCGGACCGCAGCAUGCGGUGCCUGCUCCGCCCGUGCAGCCCAAGUGGGGUUGGGCUUGCCGCAGCUUGGGGGAGCAAGCGGAGUCGAGAGGUCUGUCAACAAGUGCCAGCGCUGCUGAGGGGUCCCCAGUAGAGUCUGCAGGGGGGGAGGAGAGACAUCCUUUUCAGGCAGAGACGCAGAAGCUGCUGCAGAUUGUCACCCAUUCACUUUACACGGACAAGGAAGUCUUUAUCCGAGAGCUCAUCUCCAAUGCAUCCGACGCGUUGGAGAAAUUCAGGUUUCUGCAGGCAUCUGAACAGCAGCAAGAGGGACAGCAGCAGCAGGAGCGAGGCCAACUUCGUGUCGUCUUACGUGCUAACCCCGCCGAGAAGACUUUAACUAUCGAGGACAACGGAGUGGGAAUGAGCCGAGACGAGCUCGUCAAAAAUUUGGGUACCAUCGCGAGAAGCGGGUCUUUGGAGUUCCUGAAAAGCGCAGGGCCAGAGGCCAGCAAGGACAUCAUAGGCCAAUUUGGCGUGGGCUUUUAUUCCAGUUUUGUUGUCUCUGAACGCGUGGAGGUGUUCACGCGGUCUCGAGACGGUGGGGGGGUGUUACGGUGGUGCAGUGACGGCUCGGGUUCUUUUACGUUGUCGCAUGCCGCUUUGGAGUCCCUCAGCUGUCCCUCAGGAACCAGAAUUGUUUGUCACUUGAAACAAGACUGUCUGGAGUUUGCCAAUCCCCAUAGAGUAAAGGAAUGCGCCAAGAAGUUUUCGGCAUUCGUUAAGAAUGACCCUUGGGCUGCUCGUUCAGCCCUUCAUGCCGAUAUACUUAGCUUCCUUGUGGAGUCAAUUUGCUGCAGCUUUCCCGUGUUUAUGGAGGAGAAUGGCAAGGAGGUUCAGGUGUCCUCGCAGGAGGCGUUGUGGCUUAAAGCUUCCGCCACCGCUGAAGAGCACAAGGAAUUCUUCAGGCAUUUGACAAACCAAUCUUGGGGAGAGCCUUUUUACAGCAUCAUGUUUUCAGCUGACGCGCCAUUGACCAUUCGCUCCGUUUUGUAUUUCCCAGCCGACCCGCCGAACCGUCUGUUCCAGACGGGUCCCUUGGAGAGUGGGGUUUCCCUGUUGUCUCGUCGCGUACUCGUGAAGAAGAGCGCCAACGACCUUCUUCCUAAGUGGCUUUGGUUUCUCCGUGGGAUCGUAGACUGCGAGGACCUCCCCCUAAACGUCAGCAGAGAGCACAUGCAAGACUCCAUGCUGCAGCGCAAACUAUCUACAGUCAUCGUUAAGCGCAUCCUCAAGUUCCUCAAUGACCAAAUGAAGUCUGAUCCGGCAAAGUAUCAGCAGUUCUACCAGAAGUAUUCCCAAAAUAUAAAGGAGGGCGUUUUGGAGGAUGCACACAGCGGCAGCACCUACAAAGACAUGCUGUUGCCUCUCCUUCGAUUUGAGUGCUCUUCCGAGGAGGCCGGGAAGAUGAUCACUUUGGACGAAUACCUUCACAAAAUGCCUGCCAAACAGAAACACCUCUACUACUACUGCUGCUCAGAUAGGACGACGGCUCUCUCCUCUCCUUACAUGGAGCAAUAUGUUGCUAAGAGCCGCCCCGUGAUCUUGAUGACAGCGGACAUCGACGAGUUCCUGGCGAUGAAUCUCUCUGAGUACAAGGGGAAACGUCUUGUGGCGGUGGACUCUCCUGGGGAGGAUGUGGAGGAGGAGGCCGCAGACGAGGAGGACACAAAGGCGACAGAAGAAAAUGGGGGGAAGCCGAAGUUGGUUGGGGAGCAGCAGACGGAGCUGGCGUCGUUCGUGAAGGAUACUCUAGCAUCGAGAGUUACUGACGUGAAGUUUUCCGAGCGGCUUCUGUCUUCUCCCGCAGUCGUCUCGGGCUUCCUUUCGCCCACGCUUAGGCGGAUGAUGAAGGCCACCCUGCAGGGUGCUCCCGAUGCGCAGCUUAACCUGGCGAGCCUUCCUGCCACACUUGAGCUAAACCCUUCGCAUGAACUGAUCACCUCUCUGUAUCAUCUCCGCACCUCAAAUUCCGACGUGGCCAAGCUCUUAGUGGAGCAGCUAUUCGACAACGCCCGCAUCGCAGCCGGGAUCAUGGAGGAACCGAAGUCAAUGCUGGGAAGACUGAAUAAGUUGAUGUCUCUCACGGCCCAAUACGCCUAUCACCAUGCAGGGAGUGCUGCUGUCCCCCCCUCGCCGGCUUCUGGGGAGGCAACCCCCCGGAAGCCCGCUCAGGCAACUCAACUUGGUUCUCAGGAGGCUUCCGAGACUGCCAAAGUUUAG